CUGAGGUUGUUGAUUUCAUUAUGAAAGGAAAAGAGCCAAGAGAAAGAUCUACCUGCUUUUUCAGGUCCAUGGAGGGAAGCCCGUCCCUGCGGCGCAUGACGGUGAUGCGCGAGAAGGGCCGGCGCCAGGCUGUCCGGGGCCCGGCCUUCAUGUUCAACGACCGGGGCACCAGCCUCACGGCGGAGGAGGAGCGCUUCCUCGACGCCGCCGAGUAAGGCAACGUCCCCGUGGUGCGCAAGAUGCUGGAGGAGUCCAAGACGCUGAACGUCAACUGCGUGGACUACAUGGGCCAGAACGCGCUGCAGCUGGCGGUGGGCAACGAGCACCUGGAGGUGACGGAGCUGCUGCUCAAGAAGGAGAACCUGGCGCGCAUUGGCGACGCCCUGCUGCUCGCCAUCAGCAAAGGCUACGUGCGCAUCGUGGAAGCCAUCCUCAACCACCCCGGCUUCGCGGCCAGCAAGCGCCUGACGCUGAGCCCCUGCGAGCAGGAGCUGCAGGACGACGACUUCUACGCCUACGACGAGGACGGCACGCGCUUCUCGCCGGACAUCACGCCCAUCAUCCUGGCGGCGCACUGCCAGAAGUACGAGGUGGUGCACAUGCUGCUGCUGAAGGGCGCCCGCAUCGAGCGGCCGCACGACUACUUCUGCAAGUGCGCGGACUGCACGGAGAAGCAGCGCCACGACUCCUUCAGUCACUCGCGCUCCAGGAUCAACGCCUACAAGGGGCUGGCGAGCCCGGCGUACCUGUCCUUGUCCAGCGAGGACCCGGUGCUCACGGCCCUGGAGCUCAGCAACGAGCUAGCCAAGCUGGCCAACAUCGAGAAGGAGUUCAAGAACGACUAUCGGAAGCUCUCCAUGCAAUGCAAGGACUUUGUAGUGGGGGUGCUGGACCUCUGCCGAGACUCGGAGGAGGUGGAAGCCAUUCUGAACGGAGACCUGGAGGCCAUGGAUCCUCUGGAGGUGCACAGGCACAAAGCCUCGUUGAGUCGAGUCAAGCUCGCCAUUAAGUACGAAGUCAAAAAGUUCGUGGCUCACCCCAACUGCCAGCAGCAGCUCCUGACCAUCUGGUACGAGAACCUCUCGGGCCUGCGGGAACAGACCGUGGCCAUCAAGUGUCUGGUCGUGCUGGUCGUGGCCUUGGGCCUUCCAUUCCUCGCCAUCGGCUACUGGAUCGCACCAUGCAGCAGGCUGGGGAGAAUCCUGCGAAGCCCUUUCAUGAAGUUCGUGGUGCACGCUACUUCCUUCAUCAUCUUCCUGGGCCUGCUUGUGUUCAAUGCCUUGGACAGGUUCAAAGGCAUCACCACGCUGCCGAACAUCACUGUCAUCGACUACCCCAAGCAGAUCUUCAGGGUAAAAACUACCCAGUUCACAUGGACCGAAAUGCUCAUCAUGGUCUGGGUUCUUGGAAUGAUGUGGUCCGAGUGUAAGGAGCUCUGGCUGGAAGGACCUAGGGAGUACAUUUUGCAGUUAUGGAAUGUGCUCGACUUCGGGAUGCUCUCCAUCUUCAUUGCCGCUUUCACGGCCAGAUUCCUCGCUUUCCUCCAGGCCACGAAAGCACAACAGUACGUGGACAGUUACGUCCAGGAGAGCGACCUCAGCGAAGUUACGCUCCCGCCAGAGAUCCAGUAUUUCACGUACGCUAGAGAUAAAUGGCUCCCUUCCGACCCUCAGAUCAUAUCCGAAGGUCUUUACGCCAUAGCUGUCGUGCUCAGCUUCUCACGAAUCGCAUACAUCCUCCCGGCAAACGAGAGCUUCGGCCCCUUGCAGAUCUCUCUUGGAAGGACUGUGAAGGACAUUUUCAAGUUCAUGGUCCUUUUUAUUAUGGUGUUUCUUGCCUUUAUGAUUGGCAUGUUCAUACUGUAUUCUUACUACCUUGGGGCUAAAGUUAAUGCUGCUUUUACCACUGUAGAAGAAAGCUUCAAGACUCUGUUUUGGUCAAUAUUUGGGUUGUCUGAAGUGACUUCCGUUGUGCUCAAAUAUGAUCAUAAGUUCAUAGAGAAUAUUGGAUACGUCCUUUAUGGGAUAUACAACGUCACAAUGGUGGUUGUUCUACUCAACAUGCUAAUUGCUAUGAUUAAUAGCUCAUAUCAAGAAAUCGAGGAUGACAGUGACGUAGAAUGGAAGUUUGCCCGUUCGAAACUGUGGUUAUCCUAUUUUGACGAUGGAAAAACGUUGCCUCCACCCUUCAGUCUAGUUCCUAGUCCAAAAUCAUUUGUUUAUUUCAUCAUGCGGAUCAUUAACUUUUCCAAAUGCAGGAGGAGGAGGCUACAGAAGGACACCGAGAUGGGGAUAGGUAACUCCAAGUCCAGGUUAAACCUCUUCACUCAGUCUAACUCAAGAGUUUUUGAAUCACACAGUUUUAACAGCAUCCUCAAUCAGCCAACACGUUAUCAGCAGAUUAUGAAAAGACUCAUAAAGCGCUAUGUUUUGAAAGCACAAGUAGACAAGGAAAAUGAUGAAGUCAAUGAAGGUGAAUUAAAAGAAAUCAAGCAAGAUAUCUCCAGCCUUCGUUACGAACUUUUGGAAGACAAGAGCCAAGCAACCGAGGAAUUAGCCAUUCUAAUUCAUAAACUCAGUGAGAAACUGAAUCCCAGCAUGCUGAGAUGUGAAUAAUACAGCCACCUGGAAUUACGGCUUAGACUACAGCACAAAUGUGGGCAAUAAUAUUUCUAAGUAUGAAAUACUUGAAAACCUAUGGUGUACAUUUUUAGUAUUAACUACCUUUACCAUGUGAAUCUUUAAAAGUUAGGUCUUAAUGAUUUUACUGUUUUCUCACAUGAAAAUGUAUUUUCAUUGUCCGCUCUGCCAUUACAAACAAUGCCAUACCAAUGUAUUUAAAAGCCCGAUAUGACUACAUUGUUGACACCUUUGUCCUUUUCAGAGUAAACUCUAUGUUUGUUUCCAAGAAAUUGUAAGCGUCUUGGGGACAGAGACUGUGUCUUAUUCAUCUGUGUGUCUCCAGCAUCUAGUACAGUGCCUCACACAUAGUAGGUGCUCAGUAAAUGUUGUUGAAACCAACUGAACUGAACUGCCAAGGAAAUAUGAAUAAACAUAGAAGGUUUAUGUAGCAUACUUCUCCCUUGUCCAAGUGCUGAAGAAAUUUUUUUUUAAAAAUAGAAACUGAAAAAAAUUUUACAACUAUGACUUGGAGAGAUUUUUCUUAGAAUUUUAAGCAUCACGGAUACUCCUAGAACCAUUGAACCCUGAGUGAAGAAAUUAACAAUGGAAUGGGUUAAUAGGAAAUAUCAUUACACUACAUUACAUAUUUAAGUUUCAUAGACUUGUUCAA
Tupaia belangeri chinensis (Chinese tree shrew) is the source of this 3291-nucleotide messenger RNA. RefSeq names its product transient receptor potential cation channel subfamily C member 3 (gene TRPC3). NCBI's taxonomy places the organism in Eukaryota, Metazoa, Chordata, Mammalia, Scandentia, Tupaiidae. Bases 240 to 2615 code for a protein of 791 amino acids. Gene Ontology annotation, molecular function: inositol 1,4,5 trisphosphate binding; protein binding; store-operated calcium channel activity. Gene Ontology annotation, cellular component: cation channel complex; plasma membrane. Gene Ontology annotation, biological process: single fertilization; calcium ion transmembrane transport; regulation of cytosolic calcium ion concentration. The transcript is spliced from 12 exons. The record is from RefSeq and is a predicted model, not a curated record.